This is a messenger RNA of Penicillium samsonianum, 339 nucleotides long. RefSeq lists its product as uncharacterized. Lineage: Eukaryota; Fungi; Ascomycota; Eurotiomycetes; Eurotiales; Aspergillaceae. Bases 1 to 339 code for a protein of 112 amino acids. The record is from RefSeq and is a predicted model, not a curated record. The transcript has a single exon.
AUGGGUAACGGAGAUGAGCUCAUGGAUAAUAGCUGGAACCUGGACCGUGAAGGAGUGGCUGGUUUCGGUUGGGAUGGUAUUGGGAACGACAGGGGUUUGGGGAGCUGGCUGGACGGUGGCGCAACCACAUCCAGUUGUUGGGGUCAGCCUCCAUACGAGGGUGUAGUGGAGGAACCCCGCAAGUUGAGUAUAUGGAAGAGAAAAGUGGAAAUGACAAGUGAAAAGAAGAAAAGGAGGAAAGAGUGGAAAAGUGGGCAGCUUGAAGUAGCCCGUCUGAAGCAAACGAAAAGGCUCGGAUCAUUCUUGCACUUUAUACUGACUAUCGACCUGGUGCUGUGA